AUGAGCCGUGCAGUGCAGUACAACCUUCCUAAGCACCGUAGAAUUUCUCAUUUUGUGCUCCCCCUGUCACCAUCUACAAGUGAGUACAUGGUGGGAGGUGCUUCAGCUUCUGGUGCUACCGGGAAUGUUGCCGGCGUGAGAAUCGUUGUCGCCGGAGAUGCCAAGACCGGGAAAUCGAGCUUGAUAGUUACGGCCGCCACUGAUAAUUAUCCGAACAAUGUCCCUCCACUGCUACCGCCCACUAGGCUCCCCGAAGACAUUUAUCCUGAUCCUGUCCCUGUUACAGUAAUUGACACUUCCUCGAGCCCUGAGAAUAGAGGUAGACUCGUUGAAGAGAUAAUGGGAGCCGAUGCGAUUGUUCUCACUUAUGCGUGUCAUAGGCUUGAAACUCUUGAUCGGCUGAGUACUUUCUGGCUUCCUGAACUUCGAAGAUUAGAGGUUAACGUGCCUGUUAUUGUGGUGGGUUGCAUGCUAGAUAAGAGGGAUGAUCAACAUUCUGUUAGUUUGGAGCAGGUUAUGUCACCAAUAAUGCAACAGUUUCGUGAGAUUGAAACUUGUAUUGAAUGUUCUGCACUAAACCAUAUUCAGGUUCCUGAGGUUUUCUACUAUGCACAAAAAGCUGUGCUUCAUCCGACUGCUCCAUUGUUUGAUCAGGAACAACAAGUUUUGAGGCCACGAUGUGUGAGGGCUUUGAAAAGGAUAUUUAUUCUUUGUGACCAUGACAGAGAUGGUGCUCUCUCUGAUGCAGAGUUGAAUGAGUUUCAGGUAAAAUGUUUCAAUGCUCCACUACAACCAUCUGAAAUAGCAAUUGUUAAGAGGGUUGUGCAAGAAAAAUUGAGGGAAGGUGUUGAUGAUCGUGGUCUUACAUUGACGGGAUUCCUCUUUCUCCAUGCACUUUUUAUUGAGAAGGGGCGUUUAGAGACAACAUGGACAGUCUUACGGAAAUUUGGGUAUAACAAUGAAAUCAGACUCCGUGAUGAUCAACUGCCACCACCAAUAAAGAGAUAUCCUGACCAGAGCACGGAACUGACUAACGGAGCUGUGGAAUUUCUCAGAAGAAUUUUUGCCACAUUUGACAUUGAUGGUGAUGGAGCUCUUCGUUCCGCUGAGCUUGAGGAUUUGUUUUCUACUGCGCCAGAAAACCCCUGGAAUGAAGCUCCAUAUGAGGACGCAGUGGAGAAGACAGCUUUGGGAGGGCUGUCACUUGAUGGCUUUUUGUCAUUGUGGUCCUUAAUGACACUUCUGGAUCCAAUUCGUACCAUGGAGACCCUGAUAUACAUUGGAUAUGGUGAUGAUCCCUCAACUGCUAUCCGUGUAACUCGGAGAAGACGUUUAGAUAGUAGGAAGCAGCAAACGGACAGAACUGUGUACCACUGCUUUGUUUUUGGACCAAAAGAGGCUGGGAAGUCUGCAAUACUGAAUUCUUUCACUGGAAGACUUUUCCCUGAAGAAUAUGUUCCCACUACCAAUGACCGCUAUGCUGUUAAUUCAGUUGAUCAACCUAUGGGAACUAAGAAAACUCUUGUAUUACGAGAGAUACCAGAGGAAGGAGUGAAAAAAAUAUUAUCCAGCAGGGAUGCUUUGGCAGCAUGUGAUGUGGCAGUGUUUGUUCAUGACAGUUCUCGUGAAGCUUCAUGGCAGAAAGCAACUGAGAUGCUUGUGGAUGUUGCUAGUCAAGGGGAAACCAGUGGCUAUGAGGCACCUUGCCUUAUCAUUGCCAAUAAGGAUGAUCUUGAUCCUUAUUUGACUGAAAUUCAAGAUUCGACACGGGUAAGCCAGGACAUGGGAAUAGAGACUCCUAUACCUGUCAGCGUGAAGCUGGGAGAUUUCAGUAAUUUAUUUCAAAGGAUUGUAAAUGCAGCCGAGCACCCUCAUUUGAGCAUACCUGAAACUGCCACUGGGAAAAGCCGUAAGAAGUAUCACAGGCUUGUUAAUCAUUCCCUCGUGUUUGUAUCAGUUGGAGCUGCUGUAGCCAUUGUUGGCCUAGCUGCUUAUCGUGUUUAUGCUGCAAGAAAGAAUUCUUCGAGUUAA
Molecule: messenger RNA, 2031 nt
Organism: Fraxinus pennsylvanica
Lineage: Eukaryota; Viridiplantae; Streptophyta; Magnoliopsida; Lamiales; Oleaceae
Source: the annotation of a GenBank genome assembly